Neoarthrinium moseri is the source of this 1593-nucleotide messenger RNA. RefSeq lists its product as uncharacterized. Lineage: Eukaryota; Fungi; Ascomycota; Sordariomycetes; Amphisphaeriales; Apiosporaceae. Gene Ontology annotation, cellular component: mitochondrial inner membrane. Gene Ontology annotation, molecular function: magnesium ion transmembrane transporter activity. Gene Ontology annotation, biological process: mitochondrial magnesium ion transmembrane transport. The transcript is spliced from 3 exons. Bases 1 to 1593 code for a protein of 530 amino acids. The record is from RefSeq and is a predicted model, not a curated record.
AUGGCCUCCGCACGCCCGCCCGUGCCCUCCCUGGGGCUCCUCCGCUUCCUGCGCUCCCAGUCCGAGAACAUGAGCUUCUUCAGCCCAAACCACGUACAGCCGCCGUGCCGAGCCCUUUGCGCUGCCAAAAGACAACUACCCAUCGCCUCUUGUAGGCGCACUCCCGGCCAUGGCACUCAGCUGCAGUCUGGCAUGAUCGACUUCGGGUCCUUCUUUUCGAAACGCCCCUCGGGUUCCGCCAGGUCUCUGCGGAGCAAGCAACUAGCCUCCAUUCCCUCGGCCCUCGGCGCUCGAUGCGCAUCUACCGACUCGCCAUGCACGCCUACGUGGCAGGAGAGGCUCUGGGGCGCGCGGCCCAGGAAGGGGCCCAAGGAGCUGAAGCCAGAUGAUCUUCCCGAGUCCGACGAAGAUCACGACAACAACUCCAUGUUCAACACCAGGAGGCAGCGGGCCCAGCAGGCUGCGCUGGAACCCCGGCUGCGCUGCACCGAGGUCGACGAGAGCGGCAACGCUGUCCUGGUAGACGGCGAGUUCAAGAAGACUGAGCUCAUUGCCAGGUUUGGACUGUUGCCUCGAGACUUGCGCAAGAUCGAUUCGUCCAAUCUUCCACACAUCCUCGUUCGCGAGAGAGCUAUCCUGCUGAACCUGCUCCACCUGAGGGUCCUCAUAAACCACCACCGGGUUCUCCUCUUCGACGUCUACGGCUCGCGGAGUUCGCACGCGCAAUCGUCCUUCAUGUACGAGCUGCAACACAAGCUGAAGCAAAAGAUUCCUGCGGCAAACGGGGGUCUCCCCUACGAGUUCCGUGCCCUUGAAGUCGUCCUCCAGUCGGUGACACAAGAGCUCGAAGCUGAUUUCGAAACUGUCCGCGCACCAGUCCUUCGCAUCCUGAGCGAGCUGGAGGACGACAUCGACCGGCACAAGCUGCGAGUCCUGCUCGUCUUGUUCAAGAGAGUUAGCACCUUUGAGCAGAAGGCCAGGCUGGUGCGCGAUGCCAUUGAAGACCUGCUCGAGGCCGACGAUGACUUGGCUGCCAUGUACCUGACCGAGAAAACCCACGAUCUUCACCGUGCCCUGGACGACCAUACCGAGGUUGAGUUGCUCCUGGAAUCCUACCAAAAGUUCUGCGACGAAAUCGUCGAGGAAGCCGGCAACUUAUUGUCCGGUAUUCGAAGUACCGAGGAAAUCAUUCGCGCGAUCCUGGACGCGAAUCGAAACGCGCUUAUGCUGCUUGAUUUAAAGUUUAGUGUCGGAACACUGGGCCUGGCCAUGGGGACAUUCAUUGCUGGUCUUUACGGAAUGAACUUGGAGAAUUUCAUCGAGGAGACGAACUGGGGCAUGGGCGCUGUCACUGGCGUUUCAAUCAUCAUGUCCAUCUGGGUCUGCCUCUACGGCCUGAAGAAGCUGCACAGAGUCCAGCGGGUCAAGAUGCAGGGCACUGACCGCCGCAGUCUGGAGUCGGGAUAUCACUGGUUCCAGGACGAGGGCCACGCCGGCCUGCUCGACCCGCGGAACCGGGAGCAACUGCGACGCAUCAAUAUGAUGAAGGCGAACCAGGUCGCGCCCAAGAAGAGUCGGUGGUGGUGGCCCUGA